This is a messenger RNA of Oldenlandia corymbosa var. corymbosa, 2961 nucleotides long. The record is from the annotation of a GenBank genome assembly. NCBI's taxonomy places the organism in Eukaryota, Viridiplantae, Streptophyta, Magnoliopsida, Gentianales, Rubiaceae.
AUGGGAUUUCAAGAUGGAAGGAAGCAUCCUCUGGUUUUUGCUUACUAUGUUACUGGUCACGGGUUCGGUCAUGCCACUCGGGUUGUCGAGGUUGUACGGCAUCUCAUAGAUGCAGGACAUGAUGUUCAUGUAGUCACCGGUGCGCCUGACUUCGUCUUUACCUCUGAAAUACAAUCCUCUCGACUUUAUCUGCGGAAGGUUCUGUUAGAUUGUGGAGCCGUUCAAGCAGAUGCUUUGACUGUCGAUCGGCUUGCUUCAUUGGAAAAGUACUCAGAGACUGCUGUCAUUCCCCGUGAAUCUAUCUUGGCGACUGAAGUGGAGUGGCUGAAAUCAAUUAAAGCGGACCUGGUGGUGUCUGACGUUGUACCAGUGGCUUGCCGGGCAGCUGCUGAUGCUGGUGUUAGAUCUGUUUGUGUGACAAACUUCAGCUGGGAUUUUAUCUAUGCAGAGUAUGUGAUGGCCGCGGGAAUUCAUCAUAGGUCAAUUGUUUGGCAGAUCGCUGAGGAUUACUCCCAUUGCGAGUUCCUUAUCCGUCUCCCAGGAUACUGCCCAAUGCCCGCAUUCCGUGAUGUGAUUGAUGUUCCUCUGGUUGUGAGAAGGUUACACAGAUCUCGUGAGCAGGUCAGAAAAGAACUUGGAAUUGGUGAUGAGGUGAAAGUUGUUAUCCUUAACUUUGGGGGGCAGCCAGCGGGUUGGAAGCUGAAGGAGGAGUACUUACCUUCUGGCUGGCUUUGUCUGGUUUGUGGUGCUUCUGACAGCCAGGAACUUCCACCAAAUUUCGUAAAGCUUGCAAAAGAUGUCUAUACUCCUGAUCUAAUUGCUGCAUCUGAUUGUAUGCUUGGAAAAAUUGGAUAUGGGACGGUCAGUGAGGCUUUGGCUUACAAGUUGCCCUUCGUCUUUGUUCGAAGAGACUACUUCAAUGAAGAACCAUUUUUAAGAAACAUGCUUGAGCACUAUCAAGGUGGGGUUGAGAUGAUACGUAGAGAUUUGCUUACUGGUCAUUGGAAGCCAUAUCUUGAACGGGCACUGACAUUGAAUCCGUGCUAUGAAGGAGGUAGCAAUGGUGGUGAGGUUGCUGCCUGUAUUUUACAAGACACGGCAUAUGGGGAAAACUAUGUGUCGGACAAGCUUAGUGGUUCCAGAAGAUUACGGGAUGCCAUUAUUUUGGGGUAUCAAUUACAAAGAGUGCCUGGUAGAGAUCUGUUCAUUCCAGAUUGGUAUGCAAAUGCUGAAAAUGAACUUGGACUACGUACUGGAUCUCCGACUGCUGAUAUGUUUGAUGAUAGCUUCCUCAUGCAUUCAUACCAGGAAGAUUUUGAAAUCCUUGAAGGAGAUCUUCUGGGACUGCCAGAUACCGUAAGUUUUUUGAAGAGCUUAGUAGAAUUAGAUGCCUCACAUGAUUCUGUAAAUAAUGCGGGAAAACGCCAGUUGAGGGAACGAAUGGCUGCUGCUGCCCUCUUUAAUUGGGAGGAAGACAUAUUCGUGGCAAGAGCUCCAGGAAGGUUGGAUGUCAUGGGUGGAAUAGCUGACUACUCAGGAAGCCUUGUUUUGCAGAUGCCCAUUCGAGAAGCUUGCCAUGUUGCUGUUCAAAAGAUUCAACCUGGCAAAGAGAAGCUGUGGAAGCAUGCUCAGUCUCGGAGACUUGCGAAAGGAGAAGGAUCAACACCUGUGCUACAAAUUGUAUCUUAUGGGUCAGAAUUAAGCAAUCGUGGUCCCACGUUCGACAUGGAUAUGUCAGAUUUUAUGGAUGGAGAACAUCCAUUGUCGUAUGAGAAGGCCAGAAAUUACUUUGCUCAAGAUCCUUCUCAAAGAUGGGCUGCAUAUGUUGCUGGGACAGUGCUGGUUUUGAUGAAAGAAUUUGGCGUACGCUUUGACAGCAGUAUUAGCAUGCUGGUUUCUUCUGCUGUUCCCGAGGGAAAAGGUGUUUCGUCUUCUGCCUCUGUUGAAGUUGCUAGCAUGUCAGCAAUAGCUGCUGCUCACGGAUUGAGAAUUCAUCCAAGGGAGCUUGCAUUACUCUGCCAAAAGGUAGAGAAUCAUAUAGUUGGAGCUCCGUGUGGUGUGAUGGACCAAAUGACUUCAGCAUGCGGUGAAUCCAACAAACUUCUUGCAAUGGUUUGCCAGCCUGCUGAAGUACUUGGUCUUGUAGACAUUCCUACGCAUAUAAGGUUCUGGGGAAUAGAUUCAGGGAUACGACAUAGUGUUGGAGGGACGGAUUAUGGAUCUGUUAGAGUUGGGGCCUUCAUGGGUCGGAGAAUCAUUAAAUCUAUUGCGUCUUCUAUGCUAUCGCAGUCAAGGUCUGGUAAUGCAGCAACUCCUGACGACGCCGAAGAAGAUGGCAUGGAACUACUGGAAUCUGAAGCUUCACUAGAUUAUUUGUGCAACCUCGCACCCCACAGGUAUGAGGCUCAGUACUCAAAGAACCUUCCUGAAUUUUUGCCUGGAGAGACAUUUCUGGAGAAGUAUGAUGACCACAAUGAUCCGGUUACUGUGAUAGAUAAGAAACAUAAUUAUGGACUGAGAGCUGCAACUAGACAUCCUAUUUAUGAAAACUUCCGUGUCAAGGCUUUUAAAGCACUAUUAACAUCUUCAACCUCCGAUGACCAACUCUCAGCCCUUGGAGAGCUCAUGUAUCAGUGCCAUUACAGUUACAGUGCCUGUGGACUUGGCUCGGACGGAACAGAUAGGCUUGUUCAGUUAGUACAAGAAAUGCAGCAUAGUAAGAUGUCAAAAUCUGGAGAAGGGACACUCUAUGGUGCAAAAAUCACUGGAGGCGGAUCUGGUGGAACAGUUUGUGUUAUCGGGAGGAACUGCAUUCGCAGUAGUGAACAGAUUUUUGAGAUUCAGCAGAGAUACAGAAUUGCAACUGGAUAUCUGCCAAUUAUAUUCGAGGGUUCAUCUCCAGGAGCUGGAAAAUUUGGACAUUUGAGGAUUCGCCGCCGGAAAGCCUACAGCGAAAGUUGA